UAGUCGUAGACUCGUAGGUAACAAGUUGUAGUGCUAUGUGGGCAGCCGGAGGAAGUUUCAUGCAUGCGCAACAUCGUUCCGUUCGUUUCCCUUGACCACAUGCAACCAUGCAUGCAUGAGUUCCCUAUAUAUGCUCACUAUUACUACAAGAAGAAGAAGAAGAUCAGAGUGCAUCUUCGCACACAGCUAGCGCAGCCUCUGUCUCCCAGCUACUAGCUAGCAACGCAGGCAGCCAUGGAGCCGUCCUCGACGGCAGGGCUGCAGCUGGGGCCGCUGUCGGGCAGCCGCCGCAGCGCCAGCGCGGCCUCCUGGGGCUCCCGCCGCUCCGGGUCCAUCUCGCACUCCUUGCGCCAGCAGGCGGGCGCGGACGACCCCUUCGGCCGCGCCGCGUCGCGGCAGGGCCACGAGGACGACGAGGAGAACCUGCGCUGGGCCGCGCUCGAGAAGCUGCCCACCUACGACCGCAUGCGCCGCGCCGUCCUGUCCAACCACGCCGGCGUCGAUGGCGCCGACGGUGCCGCUCACGAGCUGCAGGGACUGGUGGACAUCAACCAGCUGGCCAGCGGCGAGGCCGGCAGGGCGCUGCUGGAGAGGGUGUUCCAGGACGACAGCGAGCGCUUCUUGAGGCGGCUCAGGGACCGGGUGGACCGGGUGGGCAUCGAACUGCCGGCGAUCGAGGUCAGGUACCAGGGCCUCUCCGUCGAGGUCGACGCCUUCGUCGGCAGCCGCGCCCUCCCCACGCUCUGGAACUCAGCCACAAACUUCCUGCAGGGUCUUGUGGGCCGACUUGCUUCCUCCAACAAGAGGACCAUCAACAUACUCCAGAACGUCAACGGCAUCAUCAAACCAUCAAGGAUGACCCUUCUGCUUGGACCCCCAUCUUCAGGAAAGAGCACAUUUAUGCGAGCCCUUACUGGGAAGCUCGACAAAGCGCUCAAGGUGUCUGGCAGCAUCACUUACUGUGGCCAUACAUUUGAGGAGUUCUACCCUGAAAGGACCAGUGCGUAUGUUAGUCAGUACGAUCUCCACAACGCAGAGAUGACCGUAAGAGAGACACUGGAUUUCUCCAGGCGGUGCUUAGGCGUCGGUGCCAGAUAUGACAUGCUCGCUGAGCUCGCUGUCAGGGAGCGCGAAGCUGGCAUAAAGCCAGAUCCCGAGAUUGAUGCUUAUAUGAAAGCUACUGCGGUGCAAGGGCAGGAGAGUAAUAUUGUUACCGAUCUUACUCUCAAGGUUCUUGGGCUUGACAUUUGUGCCGAUAUGCCCAUUGGUGACGAGAUGAUCAGAGGAGUUUCUGGCGGGCAGAGGAAGCGUGUAACAACUGGGGAGAUGUUAACAGGACCUGCAAGGGCUUUGUUCAUGGAUGAAAUUUCCACUGGUUUGGACAGCUCUAGCACAUUUCAGAUUGUGAAAUACAUAAGACAAUUGGUCCAUGUGAUGAAUGAGACCGUGAUGAUCUCCCUCCUACAACCACCGCCAGAGACCUACAACCUGUUUGAUGACAUUAUUUUGCUAUCAGAAGGAUACGUAGUGUACCAUGGGCCACGCGAAAACAUCUUGGAAUUCUUUGAAUCUGCUGGUUUUCGAUGCCCCGAAAGGAAAGGAAUUGCUGACUUUCUUCAAGAGGUCACUUCCAAGAAAGACCAGCAACAGUACUGGUACCUUGACCAGGAGCAGUAUCGUCACGUGCCUGUCCCAGAGUUUGCUGAACGUUUCAAGUCAUUCCAUGUAGGCCAGCAGAUGCUCAAGGAGCUGCAAAUUCCUUUCGACAAGUCCAAAACUCAUCCUGCUGCGUUGACCACCAAUAAGUAUGGGCAAUCCAGCUGGGAGUCAUUCAAGACAGUGAUGUCAAGAGAGAAGUUACUGAUGAAGCGCAACUCCUUCAUCUACAUCUUCAAGGUUGCCCAGUUGGUCAUCCUUGGGCUCAUUGCCAUGACUGUGUUCCUCAGAACAAAGAUGCCACAUGGGCAGUUUUCUGACAGCACCAAAUUCUUUGGUGCUUUGACUUUCAGUUUAAUGACCGUCUUAUUCAAUGGGUUUGCCGAGCUACAAUUUACUAUUAAAAUGCUUCCUACGUUCUACAAACAGAGGGAUUUCUUGUUCUUUCCUCCAUGGACCAUUGGACUGGUAAACAUCAUCUCAAAAGUUCCUGUUUCGCUUGUGGAGUCCAUAGUAUGGGUCGUCCUCACGUACUAUGUAAUGGGCUUUGCACCUGCUGCAGGAAGGUUCUUUCGUAUGCUUUUAGCUUUUUUCGCUACUCACCAAAUGGCAAUGGGUCUGUUCCGAUUUCUUGGUGCUGUUUUGAAAUCAAUGGUUGUGGCCAACACCUUGGGGAUGUUUGUGAUCCUUCUUAUUUUCCUAUUUGGAGGCAUUGUCAUACCUAGAGGUGACGUCCGACCAUGGUGGAUUUGGGCUUACUGGGCAUCUCCUAUGAUGUACAGCCAGAAUGCGAUAUCCGUCAAUGAAUUCCUCUCAAGUAGGUGGGCCAACCCAAACAAUAAUACAUCUAUCGAUGCACCAACAGUAGGCGAGGCUAUUCUUAAAGCCAAAGGCCUUUUUACUAGAGAGUCGGGAUUUUGGGUUUCCAUUGGAGCCAUUGUAGGAUUCAUUAUUUUAUUCAACAUACUGUACCUUCUGGCACUUACGUACUUGAGCUUUGGCAGCAGCUCAAACACAGUUUCAGACGAGGAGAAUGAGAAUGAGACAAACACUUCAAUACCCAUAGAUGAAGCCACAAAUCCGCCAACUCAGUCACAAAUCACCUUGCCUUUCCAGCCUCUUUCACUUUCUUUCAACCAUGUAAACUACUACGUGGACAUGCCUGCAGAAAUGAGAGAGCAAGGAUUCACAGAAAGUCGUCUCCAGUUGCUCUCUGAUAUCAGUGGUGCUUUUAGGCCUGGUGUUCUGACAGCAUUAGUUGGUGUGAGUGGAGCUGGGAAAACCACUCUAAUGGAUGUCCUGGCAGGAAGGAAAACUAGUGGAUCUAUUGAAGGAAGUAUCACCGUCUCUGGUUACCCUAAAAAACAAGAAACUUUUGCCCGCGUGAGUGGCUAUUGUGAACAAACUGAUAUCCAUUCACCAAAUGUUACUGUGUAUGAAUCCAUUCUGUACUCUGCUUGGCUGCGUCUUUCCUCAGAUGUCGACGAAAAUACGAGAAAGAUGUUUGUGGAGGAAGUCAUGACUCUUGUGGAGCUUGAUGUGUUGCGUAAUGCUAUGGUUGGUCUCCCUGGAGUGGACGGGUUAUCGACUGAACAAAGAAAGAGACUGACAAUUGCCGUGGAGCUGGUAGCAAAUCCUUCAAUCAUAUUCAUGGAUGAGCCAACUUCUGGUCUUGAUGCUAGAGCCGCGGCAAUUGUAAUGCGGGCGGUGAGAAAUACAGUGAACACUGGGCGAACUGUGGUUUGCACUAUCCAUCAACCCAGCAUCGAUAUAUUCGAGUCUUUUGAUGAGCUUCUGCUUAUGAAAAGAGGAGGACGAGUUAUUUAUGCUGGUGAACUUGGUCAGCACUCUCACAAAUUAGUUGAAUAUUUUGAGGCAAUUCCAGGUGUUGAAAAGAUCACAGAAGGAUAUAAUCCUGCAACAUGGAUGCUGGAAGUUAGCUCCCCUUUAGCUGAGGCUCGCCUGAACGUAAAUUUUGCUGAAAUUUAUGCUAAUUCUGAUCUUUAUAGGAAAAACCAAGAACUUAUUAAGGAAUUAAGCGUUCCCCCACCUGGCUAUGAAGAUCUCUCAUUUCCUACGAAGUAUUCUCAGAAUUUCUACAAUCAAUGUGUUGCAAACUUCUGGAAGCAAUACAAAUCUUACUGGAAGAAUCCACCCCACAACGCCAUGCGCUUUCUUAUGACGUUGAUCUAUGGCCUUGUAUUUGGCACAGUGUUUUGGCAGAAGGGGACAAAAAUAGACUCACCACAAGAUUUGUCCAAUCUACUUGGAGCCACUUAUGCUGCUGUCUUCUUCCUUGGUUCUGCCAACUGCAUCACAGUUCAGCCUGUUGUGUCAAUCGAACGAACUGUUUUCUACCGUGAAAAGGCGGCAGGGAUGUACUCUCCAUUAUCCUAUGCAUUAGCUCAGACAUGCGUGGAGAUGAUCUACAACGUCGUGCAGGGGAUUCAGUACACGGUCAUCAUCUAUGCGAUGAUUGGAUAUGAGUGGAAAGCUGCAAAGUUCUUCUAUUUCCUUUUCUUUACAAUUUCAUGCUUCAACUACUUCACAUUGUUUGGCAUGAUGCUGGUGGCGUUGACCUCAUCUUCCAUGCUCGCAAACAUACCCAUAGCCUUUGUACUCCCUCUUUGGAAUCUUUUUGCUGGGUUCCUCGUUGCGAGACCGUUACUACCAAUUUGGUGGAGGUGGUACUACUGGGCGAACCCUGUGUCUUGGACCAUCUAUGGCGUCAUCGGGUCGCAGUUUGGCGAUAACACCAGUCCUCUGUCUGUCCCCGACGGGAGCCGCCUGGUGGUGAAGCAAUUCUUGGAGGACAAUCUGGGCAUCAAGCACGAUUUCCUUGGGUAUGUCGUGCUCGCGCAUUUCGCGUACGUCAUCGCCUUCUUCUUGGUGUUCGGCUACUCCAUCAAGGUGUUGAACUUCCAGAAACGUUAGGCAGACGGCCGUUUAUUUUAUGCUGCUGCAAGAGAGAGGCGGCAAUAAUCUAUAGUUUGUGUGUAUUUGUGUAUAGUAGAAGUAGUAGGAUACAUACAUAGACAUCGUUGUACAAGCUCUGCUAUUUAGAGGAAUGGAUUUUUUUUCGACUUCAUCAAAAAUAAAAAUGACAUCCUUUUCCGUUUA
This is a messenger RNA of Aegilops tauschii subsp. strangulata, 4776 nucleotides long. Its product is annotated as ABC transporter G family member 48. NCBI's taxonomy places the organism in Eukaryota, Viridiplantae, Streptophyta, Magnoliopsida, Poales, Poaceae. The record is from RefSeq and is a predicted model, not a curated record. Gene Ontology annotation, cellular component: membrane. Gene Ontology annotation, molecular function: ATP hydrolysis activity; ABC-type transporter activity; ATP binding.